UUAAUUGAACAAUCACAUGAUGAAUGAUAAAUGACAGCGUACUGUUAUACUUGUCUUGAGUGUUCCAAUUUCCAAAUUCUGAGACAAGAACAUGGAGGGGAUAAACCACAAGAUGAUCACCAUCAACAACAUCAACAUGCACGUUGCAGAGAUGGGCGAAGGCCCAAUUGUGUUACUACUUCACGGUUUCCCCGAGCUCUGGUACUCGUGGCGCCACCAGAUUCUCUUCCUGGCAGCCCACGGGUACCACGCGGUGGCCCCUGACCUCCGCGGCUACGGGGACACCACUGGCGCACCUCUACAUGAUCAUUCCAAGUUUACUACACUGCACGUUGUUGGUGAUCUGGUUGCGCUCAUUGAUACAAUGGGUGUAGAUAAGGUUUUUGUUGUUGGGCAUGACUGGGGUGCCAUGAUUGCUUGGAAGCUGUGUUUGUUUCGACCCGACAAAGUCAAAGCUUUGGUCAACUUGAGUGUUCACUUUGCUCCAAGAAAUCCUCAACGCAAAGUUGUUGAGAAUUUUCGUGCACUAUUUGGAGAUGAUCAUUAUAUUUGUAGAUUUCAGGAGCCAGGGGAAAUAGAAGCUGUGUUUGCAAGUGUUGGAACUAAGCAAGUGCUCAAGAAAUUCUUGACACACCGUGAUCCUGAUCCUUUUUAUUUCCCUAAAGAUAAACCCUUUGGAGAUGAACAUGAUACUCCAAUCGUCUUGCCAUCGUGGCUAACCGAAGAAGAUGUUGAUUAUUAUACUAAAAAGUUCGAGCAAACGGGCUUCACAGGAGGGAUAAACUACUACCGUUGUUUUGAUCUAAACUGGGAACUAGAAGCACCUUGGACAAAUGCUAAAGUAAUGGUACCAGUGAAGUUUGUUGUUGGGGAGUUAGAUUUGGUGUAUAAUAUCCCACAUGCUAAAGAAUACAUACACAAUGGUGGAUUUCAUAAAUAUGUGCCUCUAUUAGAGGAAGUUGUUGUGAUUGAAGGUGCAGCUCAUUUCAUCACUCAAGAAGUCCCUCAUAAAGUCAACCAACACAUCUUUGACUUUCUCCAGAAGUUCUAGAUUUGCUCUUGUAAUGCUCCUUUCAAUCCCCCAUAAUUUGAUAAAGUCAAUAAUCACAUUUUAUUCGCGAGUAAUAUCGAUUGUCUUAAGUUUUCCGUCCA
Messenger RNA from Helianthus annuus (common sunflower), 1152 nucleotides. Its product is annotated as epoxide hydrolase A. The record is from RefSeq and is a predicted model, not a curated record. The transcript has 3 exons. Gene Ontology annotation, molecular function: hydrolase activity. NCBI's taxonomy places the organism in Eukaryota, Viridiplantae, Streptophyta, Magnoliopsida, Asterales, Asteraceae. The coding region runs from base 92 to 1051 and encodes 319 amino acids.